GAGGCAGCAGAAGGACAGAGGCGAGGAGGGAGAGGGACCGUGCCGGCUGCUGCGGAGAAGUGACGCCUGGGCGGGAGGCAGGGGCAGCGGGGAAAGUAUGCCACAAACGCCUCCCUUUGCAGCUAUGUUUGACAGCAGUGGUUACAACAGAAACCUGUAUCAGUCAAAAGAGGACAACUGUGGAGGACUCUAUUACCAUGACAACAAUCUCCUGUCAGGGUCUCUGGAAGCCCUCAUCCAGCACUUAGUACCCAAUGUAGAUUACUAUCCUGAUAGAACAUACAUAUUCACCUUCCUGCUCAGUUCGCGGCUGUUCAUGCACCCGUAUGAACUAAUGGCCAGGGUUUGCCAUUUGUACAUGGAGCAUCAGAGACUAAGCGAGCCCGGGACUGACAAGAGCCGGAUACGAAAAAUUGCUCCCAAAAUCCUUCAGCUGUUGACUGAGUGGACAGAGACGUUUCCAUAUGAUUUUCGAGAUGAAAGAAUGAUGAGGAACCUAAAAGAGUUGGCGCAACGAAUAGCCAGUGGCGAUGAGAUGUAUCGGAAGAACGUACAGCAAAUCAUCCAGAGCCUGAUCCGAAAACUUGCCUCUCUUAGCCAGUAUGAAGAAGUACUUGCAAAAAUCAAUGCAACAUCCACAGAUCGACUGACAGUCCUGAAGAUCAAACCUCAGUCCAUACAAAGGGACAUAAUCACUGUCUGCAAUGACCCUUACAUGUUAGCCCAGCAGCUGACUCACAUAGAGCUGGAGAGGCUGAAUUACAUUGGACCAGAAGAAUUUGUCCAGGCGUUCGUACAAAAGGAUCCUUUGGACAAUGACAAGAGCUGUUAUGCUGAUCAAAAGAAGACUCGUAAUCUGGAAGCCUAUGUAGAAUGGUUUAACAGACUCAGCUACUUAGUUGCUACCGAAAUCUGCAUGCCUGUGAAGAAGAAGCACAGAGCAAGAAUGAUAGAAUAUUUCAUUGACGUGGCUAGGGAGUGUUUUAACAUUGGCAACUUUAACUCCUUAAUGGCGAUUAUUUCUGGUAUGAACAUGAGUCCCGUCUCCCGGCUAAAGAAGACCUGGGCAAAAGUCAAGACAGCCAAAUUUGACAUUCUUGAGCAUCAGAUGGACCCUUCUAGCAAUUUUAACAAUUACCGAACCGCUCUGCGUGGGGCAGCUCAGAGGUCCUUGACGGCGCAUAGCAACAGAGAGAAGAUUGUGAUACCUUUCUUCAGUCUCCUAAUCAAAGACAUUUACUUUCUCAACGAGGGCUGUGCCAAUCGCCUCCCAAACGGCCAUGUCAAUUUUGAAAAAUUUUGGGAGUUAGCGAAACAAGUGAGUGAGUUUAUGACAUGGAAGCAAGUGGAGUGUCCAUUUGAGAAGGAUCGGAAGAUCCUGCAGUACUUGCUCACUGCCCCAGUCUUCAGUGAAGAUGCACUUUACAUGGCUUCCUAUGAGAGCGAAGGUCCUGAGAAUCACAUUGAAAAAGACAGAUGGAAGACUCUAAGGUCAACACUUUUAGGCAGAGUUUAACAUGUGAGAUGCCUGCUGCUCCUGCCGCUACUGUGUGAUGUGGACUAGGAAGGGACCCACUUUGAUUUAUUUUGUGUGUGUACUGAAUGGCAUUGAAGUGAUGGAAACUGUGCAGCCAAUUGAGAAGACAUGUCAGCAAAGAUAAAAACAAGUUAACUCAAGAACAAACAGGCACCUUCUCAGAUCAGACAGAUCAGGUUAAAUCACAACUCGUUUGGCUAUUGAUUGAGGACAAGAAUGGCAGAAUCCUUUGAAGAUCUCAAAUUCCUUGUAUGAAUCAUUUCAUAACACCUCGAUGGGAUUUUUGUUCUUGUUUUGUUGGAGCUUGCUGCUACUAAGACACUUUCAUGGUUUGGUACUGGAUUAUAGGGCUUUCCAUUCCUCCAGCUGAAUCCCAAAUCUGCAUUAGAAGAACUUCCACUCCCAAUAUGCUGAACAUAGCCAGGAGCUCAGCCUGAGUCAGCAUUGCUAAGAAGGGAUAGGACUGAAUUAAAAAAAGCAAAAAACCUGGCUGCUGUGGGGACUCCCCCCGCCUUCCAUUUUAAUGAUAGUUAGUUAUUUUUUUGUUUGUUUUUCCAUAAAGUUUUUUUGAGUUGGCUGCUGGUUGGCAAACUCAUUGUCAUUCUAAGUUAUAUUUUAAAAAAGUAAUAAUAGAAUCAGUGCUGUGGUAGGAAAUUCAGGCACUAGAAGAAUACAGUAACUAUGUAGCUGGGACUAUCUUGCAUCUUCUAGUAAGGUGUUUUGGUUUUUUCUUUCAACUGUUUACCACCUUUUUCUAGACAUUCUUAUAUUUUUACUGUAGCCUUUUAUUACUCUUCAUUUCCAUACUUGAUGGCUACUUCCUGUAUUAAAUUGAGCAAUCUGAUUGCUUUUGUUCUCUUGAAUUCUACUUGUGAAACCACUGCACAGGCUGCAUUACAAAUAAUAUCAAAUUCUGUGUUAUUUAAGUCGUCAUUUUUACAAUUGCUUUCUUUUUUUGUAUAACUACUGGAGUAUGUAAUCCAGUUUGACUGAAAUGAUAAGAUGCCAAGAAACAAAAAAAGAUUUCUCUUUGACUACAGCUGUGAACAAAAACAAUCUCCUUUGUGUUUGCUUCCUGGAUUAUCAUUGUUAUGACUGUGAAAUAGCUCACUUUGUUACACAUCUAAUAUGUCUGUUGUCACUUCAAGUACUUAGUCACUGUAUUUAUCCUAGGAAAAAUCCUGGGGAAUAAAGAUAAACCGUAGAUUUAGUCUGCCCUGGAUGGGAAGUCACAUGCUAAACAAAGGGACAGGUUUGUAAAUACCAUGCCACUAUUUAAAAAAUGGAAAAAAAAUAAAAUCCUGUAUUUAUGUUGCACUGCAUCUCUGUAGACUUUCAAAUGUGCCUACAGUGUGCCCUUCUAAGCUACCAGUAUAGGACCUGGCUUGGGAAACAUUGAAAUAUGUGCUUCAGUCCAUUCUGAUUCAGACAAGCAAUGAAACACAUGCACAAGGAUAAGCACAUGUAUAAGCCCCAUUUCUGGAUAGGGAAGUUGUCCUGAAUUGCCAGCUGCUGAAUGGUACAAGGUGUUGGAAAGGACUGAUUGGUAUAUUUUAAUGGGGCCAGAUAUUAAAAUGCAAGGAACUUAGGUGGUGAAGGGAGGGUUUUUUGAGAAGGUUGGUGGGAGGAGGGAGGAAGAUAUUGGAGCUUUCCUAUUU
This is a messenger RNA of Chelonoidis abingdonii (Abingdon island giant tortoise), 3195 nucleotides long. It is a transcript of the gene RASGEF1B, whose product is annotated as RasGEF domain family member 1B. Gene Ontology annotation, molecular function: guanyl-nucleotide exchange factor activity. Gene Ontology annotation, cellular component: plasma membrane. The record is from RefSeq and is a predicted model, not a curated record. Gene Ontology annotation, biological process: Ras protein signal transduction. NCBI's taxonomy places the organism in Eukaryota, Metazoa, Chordata, Testudines, Testudinidae.